Hibiscus syriacus is the source of this 958-nucleotide messenger RNA. Its product is annotated as BOI-related E3 ubiquitin-protein ligase 1-like. The transcript is spliced from 3 exons. Bases 16 to 957 code for a protein of 313 amino acids. Gene Ontology annotation, molecular function: ubiquitin-protein transferase activity. The record is from RefSeq and is a predicted model, not a curated record. Lineage: Eukaryota; Viridiplantae; Streptophyta; Magnoliopsida; Malvales; Malvaceae.
UGCUCAUUUAAUAUAAUGGCCGUUCAAGCUCAAUACCCUUCAAAUGUCAUUUUAAACAGAAAUGGAGGAGAGGAGAAUGAGUGCCCAUUGCAGACGCAAGCAGGAGGAGUUUCUCUUGAUCAAUCCCAUAUGUUUUUCAACAACGAUUCCGGAUAUAAUAAUCAACGGAGAAGAGGGAGAGAAGUUGCGAUGGCGGCGAUAACUGCGACGCCGAUGAAUUCGUAUUCUUUGCAGACUCAGUUGAUCGACGUUUCUCAGCUACCCCAGCCGAAUGUAGUAUCCACCGGCCUCCGUUUAUCUUUUGACGACCGGCAACAAAAAUUGCAGAAAAUUGUGCCUAUGGCGUCUGAUGAAUUGGUUACCCAGAUCAAACGACAGAGAGAUGAAUUAGACUAUUUUCUUCAAUCCCAGGGGGAAGAAUUACGACGUACUUUAGCGGAAAAAAGGCAGAGACACUACCGUGCACUACUGGAGGCGGCGGAAGAAUCGGCGGUGAGGAGUUUAAGAGAGAAGGAAGCGGAAGUGGAGAAGGCAAAGAGGCUGAACGUGGAGUUAGAGGCACGGGCGGCGCAGCUCAGCGUGGACUCACAGGUUUGGCAGACGAAAGCCAGGACACAGGAGGUGACAGCGGCUUCCUUACAAGAAAAGCUCCAACAGGCUAUAAUGAGCGGUGGAGGAGCUGCUGUUACACGGGAUAGCAUGAGAGGAGAGGAAGGGCGAAAGUGCGCCGGCGGAGGAUUGCAGACGCAGGUGGACGACGAAGAGUCGGCUUACGUGGACCCGGAAAGAGUGGCCGCUUCGGGUCCGCUGUGCAAGGCUUGUUGGAUGCGCGUCGCGGCGGUGGUGUUGCUGCCGUGCCGGCAUUUUUGCUUAUGUACGGAGUGUGACCGACUGGCUCAAGCCUGCCCGAUUUGCCUCACUGUCACGCGUUCUAGCGUCGAGGUUUUUCUUUCUUGAA